Bradysia coprophila is the source of this 2078-nucleotide messenger RNA. RefSeq names its product gamma-butyrobetaine dioxygenase-like. The record is from RefSeq and is a predicted model, not a curated record. Gene Ontology annotation, biological process: carnitine biosynthetic process. Lineage: Eukaryota; Metazoa; Arthropoda; Insecta; Diptera; Sciaridae. Gene Ontology annotation, cellular component: mitochondrion. Gene Ontology annotation, molecular function: oxidoreductase activity.
AUUCAAUGUAUCUCGUCAAGUGCGUCAGUCUGCUAAAAUCAUUCGAACAAGAAAGAAUCGAAAAGAAAAGUUCUCUUAAGCGAAAAUAUGUUUUUCAAUAACGUACGAAGUAACACAUUUGUUCAAUUUUUCACCGGAAAUUCAAAAUAUUUACCGAAAGUAGUGAGACGAUUCAAUCGAACUUUUUAUAAGAGUGCCCUAUGUACCGGCAAAAUAAAUGUUCAAAAUGAUGAUAAAUAUGUGGUGUUGAAUUGUGAUGAUAGUAAAAGUUUAAAGUAUCCAAUAGUUUGGCUAAGAGACAACUGUCAAUGUAAGGAAUGCUUUCACGGUGGUUCAAUGAGUAGAAUUAUUGAUUGGAGUAAAUUCAAUGUGAAUGUUAAAAUCGACAAUAUUUCGUUCAACGACACAGCGGCGGAAUUGACUAUAAAAUGGAACGACAAUCAUUCUUCCGUGCAUAGCUUCGAUUGGUUAAGGGAACGCAGUUUUGAUUAUGCCAAUCGACGGGAGUACUUGGACACAUUCUAUCGACCGAAAAAAACGUUGUGGAAUAAGGACGGCUAUAACCAAGUGUUGGACAAAUAUAAAUUUAUAGAUUUGAUGUACGAUAAUGAAGCUCUUAGAUCCUGGCUGCAAUCCUUAUCCAAAAACGGCGUUUCAAUUAUUGAAAAUACACCGCACUCCGAACAGGAAUGCCGAAAGCUGUGCGAUCGUGUGGCGUUUAUUCGUAAAACCCACUACGGUGAAGAGUUUACGGUCCAAGCCAAACCAAACACGUCGAACGUAGCCUAUUUGUCAACGCCACUGCAAUUGCAUACUGAUCUCCCAUAUUACGGCUACAAACCCGGCGUAAUUCUAUUGCAUUGCUUGACACAGUCUCAAUCGUCCGGAGGUUCGAAUUUGUUGUCCGAUGGUUUUUUGGCGGCUGAACGAAUGAAAUUAGACUGGGAAAAGUAUUACGAGAUCUUGACGACCACAUUGGUGGAUUGGUGUGAUAUUGGCGAAGAGAAUGGUGAGAAGUUUUACAGCUUACAUCGGGCACCAAUUAUUAGUUUGGACCAUGACGGAAAUGUUGAUGGAAUCAACUACAGUGUACCACAGAGGGACAGUCGAUUUUCCAUUUCUAUUGAUAAGGUGGACGAGUGGUACAAGGCUAAAGCCAAAUUUGUUGAGCUGAUUCAUGAAGAAGCAGUUACGUUUAAGACUAAACCAGGAGACAUUCGAUAAUACACGUUGUCUGCAUGGUCGUACCGGAUACACAGAUCAAGCCAAUAAUACUAGACACUUGAUCGGUGCUUAUUUGGACUGGGAUGAAAUUUACUCCAGACUUCGGGUUCUGACGCUGGCUAAAGAGAAGUCAACCUUUCCACGGCACUUAUAUUGGAGUGAUUCGUUCGGCAUGAGAACGGCCCGUCAAAUGGAAGUGAAACGAAUGUCGAAUUAAUUUUUCGUUUAUUUAACAUUGAACUCUUCCUGUUUUUUUGUUGAGUUUUCUUAAAAUUAAUUAUUUUUUGUUUAUAUAAAUUCAAAUCACAUGAUUUUAAUGAUGAAGCACACUAAAUUUAAAAUUACAUUUUUUUAUAUACUUGCAAGACGUUUCGUAAAAUAUGGAUUCUAUCCGUCUUUUGUGUUUCUUUUAAAAGUUUUGUUUUUGUCUUCUUUCUAUUAGAAUAAAAGCAGCAGAAUUUUUAUGUUUUCGUUUUUUCAAAUCUUUUUGCAGCACCAUCUCGUUUUGAUUUUUUACUUUUUUUUUAAGUUUAAUUUUGCUACCGUCCGAGCCCAUGCCAAAGUCAAUAGUUUUCAGAUUGUUGUACAAACACUGCUCAAAGCACUACGUUCAUUUAUUAUUGAAAGUAGCGAUAAAAAUAAGUGACGAGGCUCUCCAAAUUGUUCUUAUUUAAAAAUGCAGUUACCAAACACUAGGUUAAACAACUGAAAUAUUUAAACUGUUUAGGGUGUCAUCUGUUUUAUCAAUCAUGACUUCAUUCUGUGACUCUCAGUCACUGACUAAUGCAAAAAUCAGGUUAAAAUGAAGUAAAAUAUUUGAAGUCAAUAACUUGAAAAUACUUUGAUCAAAUGAA